GACAGAGGAACAACAAGAACUACAACUUCAGCCACAGCCUUAGAUGAAAUCAACUGAAGAUAAAAGACAUUAAAUAUCUGAUCAGUCACCAUCCGCUCUCGGGUCCAAAAGGCACAUCCAAGGAAUCCCACCUUCUGACACCUUCUGAACAGUUCCCAAAUGAACGAUAUAGACUUGAUGUCACUUCCUGUUGUUGCUGCCGCGCUGUUUGAGCUAGAGCUCCGUCGAGCUGAUUCCUAUUUGCUUGUUUUUGUCUCUUAAAAUCAAACUUAUAACCUAUCACUCUUUCUUUUUCAGCGGGGGAACACAUCCCCAACAUUAUUUUAUAUAAAAAAAACUCGGAUUACCUUGAUAUCGCUAGUUUUAUCCGACUUCCCGAACAUUCGCUAUUAGCUUUAGCCCGUUCGCAAUAGCGGCGUGGUCACUCUAGCGUCUCUACUUUUCUCUCACUAUAUUAUUGUUCGUCUGUUCUAAUGGCGAGUGUAUCGGAUGUUUCUCUACCUUUGUGUGCAGGUGAGGACACGUUUGAGCUGUAUGCGGUGCAGUUGGAGCUGGAGGCCGCGGAGCGACAGAUUCAGACCCUUCUCGAGAAGCAGGCCGAGCUACGCGAGCAGCAGACAGCGCUGGAAUCGUCCCGUGCUGACGCUCACCAGUCCUCGGUAAGUUUACAGCGCGAUAUUAACACUCCUGCUUCCCCUACGCCGUGUGUUUCUCUGCACAGGGCCAGAGCACCCAGAACGCGUUCAUCCCAGCCCUCGUUCACUCCGGCGCCGUCACACCAGGGACCUUGGGUUCUUCAGCAGCGGAAGGCGCGAGCCAGGCUUCGGACCAGGACCUCUCCUCCUCCGCCGCCCCCGAUCUUCGAGGUCUCGACACGGAACCGCUUCUCCCCGCUUCGCGAGGCGGAACGUCACGCCAUGGUCAUCGGAGACUCCAUCGUCCGCCACGUCCACGCUACCACAGCUAAAGGUAAGGUGCGCAGUCACUGUUUUCCUGGUGCUCGUGUUCUCGAUGUCGCUGCGCAGGUUCCCACGAUCCUCAACGGUGCUGAGACCAUCGGAGCUGUAGUGCUGCACGCGGGGGUGAACGACACCAGGCUGCGGCAGACGGAGGUGCUGAAGCAGGACUUCAGGAGCCUGAUCGAGACGGUACGAGCCACAUCGCCCGCGACGAGGAUCAUCGUGUCCGGACCGCUUCCGACGUACCGACGAGGACAUGAAAGGCUCUUCCGUGCUGAUGGCCUGCACCCCAGCAGAAUCGGAGCUGAUCUUCUGUCGGAGAACAUCUCCAAGAUGCUUCGCACCGAAUGACUAGUGAGUCAAACCUCAAAUCACAGUCUGUGUUCUGCCCACUUCAUUGAUAGAAAUGUGAGUGUAAUACAGUCUAUAGAAACUGUCUAUUCCCCGAAUAGUGAGGUUUUUAAGAAGGAUGUACUGUUACUCCAUCCUCGACAGUUAAAGACCUGGGUGUUAUAUUAGACAGCAACUUAUCCUUUGAAAAUCAUAUUUCAUAUGUUACAAAAACAGCCUUCUUCCACCACAGAAACAU
Messenger RNA from Megalobrama amblycephala (Wuchang bream), 1548 nucleotides. RefSeq lists its product as uncharacterized. The record is from RefSeq and is a predicted model, not a curated record. The coding region runs from base 474 to 1310 and encodes 278 amino acids. Lineage: Eukaryota; Metazoa; Chordata; Actinopteri; Cypriniformes; Xenocyprididae. The transcript has 2 exons.